Hermetia illucens (black soldier fly) is the source of this 2272-nucleotide messenger RNA. RefSeq names its product THO complex subunit 5 homolog (gene thoc5). Gene Ontology annotation, cellular component: THO complex part of transcription export complex. The record is from RefSeq and is a predicted model, not a curated record. Gene Ontology annotation, biological process: mRNA export from nucleus; positive regulation of DNA-templated transcription, elongation. Bases 133 to 2226 code for a protein of 697 amino acids. Gene Ontology annotation, molecular function: mRNA binding. NCBI's taxonomy places the organism in Eukaryota, Metazoa, Arthropoda, Insecta, Diptera, Stratiomyidae. The transcript has 7 exons.
GUGAAACCUGGAAACUUGUCAAACGCGCGAUCUAUCCUUGCCUGUAAUUUGGGCUAUAAUUCGCGCUGUCAGUUUAAUACUUGAAGGUUUUUGGUGGCAUUAGAUACGUCUUUACAUAUCACAUAAAGUGAAAUGGUGAAUAAAGAUUCUUCGGAAAAAGAUUCGAGUGAGAAAAAACGGCGAAAGGGCAGCAGUGGUGAUUCUAGUUCGGGUGGAAAGCAGAACAAGGAAGAUGCGUACGAGAAUGUCAUACGACACGAAGAGCAGGAGGCGCAUCGUCGAUCAGCUGAUAAGGAUAAAACCAUGUUCUAUCAGACAUGUUCUGAAUUGAAAAAAAUAUUCGAAGAAAUCGCCGCACUUAAAAAAGAUAAUACCGAAAAGAGUAAUCAGGAAAUCAUCGAAAAACGUAUACAAGGUUCAUUGAUUUUUGUGGCUUUAAAAAAGCUAAACCGGUUAGAUAAAAUUCGACUGCGAGCAGGUCGCGAUGCUUUGCACAAAGAAAAAUUACGAGUAGACAGCAAUCGUUUACAGUUACAAAAUUUGUUGUAUGAGGCAAAUCAUCUGAAACGCGAGGUGCAACGUUGUUACCAAUUCAAAAGCCAAGAUGAAGAGAUUGAUUUGGUUUCGGAGGAAGAAUUUUACAAAAAUGCACCAGAAUCGAUAUCGCGACCACAAAAAACAAAAAGCGAUGAACAUGCGAGGCGCUUGGCGCGCCUAGAUUGGGAGCUGCACGAACGUAAAGAGCUGUCAGCGCUUUGCAAAAAGUUAUCAAUUGCAAAGCAGGAUGCAUCGAAGGAUAUAGGUUUGAAAGCUGAGCGUUUGAACUCCUUAGCGCCUUGUCUAGAAGCGCUGCUUAAAGCAACAAGACCAUUGCAAAUUGCUCUUGAAAUGGACAUAGAAAAAGAAUGGGAAGUACAAAAAUCAGCACGACUUUUGUCACGUCCUCUUUAUCUGGUUUACGCAAAUGUAUCAGCCUAUGCAGAAGCUUGCGAUAGUAGUAUUACUACAACUAUAGAGGGAGACGAAGACGAAGCGAAGAUUUUGGAUGAUGAAGACAAAUGUGAUGAUCGGGACGAUGACGAUAAUCAAGAAUCGGAUAAUGAAGAUUUGGAACCAGGCAAUCGGAAAGUCCAUCAUAAAAGGUAUUCGAAAAACGAAACUAUUGAAAUUCGAAGGAAGAACUUGCUGAAGCCGCAUCCGUUAAGUGUAUCUUUAACAAUUAAUAAGGAUUCACCUCAUGGCCAAAUAAUAAUAACACUUCGAUAUUUUCCCGGCCUGGGAUUUGUUACAGCGAAACCGACAAUUGAAAUCAAUAACACAGGAGUAGCAGCAGGGGAAGUCAUUUCAACGGAGAAUAUACUGAGUUGCAUUUAUGCAGAUGAUUUUGGGGAAAACAGUCCGAAUCCAAAGACAAAGUAUCAGAUCGACGAAUAUCAUAUGAAUGAAGCUGAACUUCUUGCCUAUUUAAAUGAACAAAAUUUCGGUAAACCUUAUAAGUGGGCACAGCGAUUCUGCGGAAUAGAUUUUGUGCCAGAUAAACCGUCUACAAGUCGAUCUUCAUUUUUCUCAGACACAGUGUCUUAUGAAUUAGCGCAAGAAUCAGUUCCGUCGAUUGUGAAACAUUUGAAAUCUCGGUGGCAGGCUCGAUUGGGACUAUACAAGCAAAUCUAUGCAUUGGAAAAUAAGAAUAUUGAUCUUUCGUCUGAUGUAAUCGAUGUUGCUCCUGCUAGAAUUUCAAGUAGCCUUGUGCAAUGGUUAUCAACUACCUGGGAAGAAUAUAGCAGUAGUUUAUCAACACAACGAUUCAUCGAAGAAAAUUUGGUUACAUCGCACGAUUUAUUCUACCGAGCCGUAAUUACACGGGGAUCAGCUAAAUUGGAAUGCCUCGUUUGCAUCUCGUCGGAUUUCCCAAAUACAACUCCAAUAUGGAAUUUAAACUUAUGUUGGAAUGGAAAACAUAAUGCAAUUAACAACGCAGCGAUACGAGAAAUGGAACAUUGGGUCAACUCAAUAUCCACUGCCAAGACAAAGUCGUGUAUUUUAUCUGCUCAACUGAGGCGAGCUAUGUCGGGUUUUGAUAUAUUUUUGGAAACAGAAGGUCCCUUUUAUAGUCCAGCCGAAUUUACACAGGAUAAAACGUUUUUGAAAGCAUUCCGUGGGCGACAGCGUUCACGUCCGUACAAAAUUGUACAAAAUGGUAGUAAUGUAAUUUAUAAGCAAAUUUGAUUGUACAAAUCGAUCUAAAAUUAUGAAAUAAAAAAGAUUAGGGCUA